AUGGCAAUCUUCGUUGUGAAAACUAUCCACAAAAAUGCAGAUUUAAUGUAUAUUAGUGCGCUGGAAAGGGAUUCAAAAGUUAUGGUUUAUCCAGGACAACAUUUAAAUUACAGAAUUCUUCUGGGCACUUGCACCAAAAAUAUAGCCAAACGUGAACUUUUGGUAAUUAUUGAGCUUUGUAGAUUUGGAAAUCUUCAAAGCUAUCUCGUGCGUCAUCAAAAAAAUUAUAUUAACCAAAUUGAACCAACUACAGGUAAAAUCGACACUUCUAUGGGAAAAAAUUUGAAGAGAAAAAGACACGAGAUCUAUGAAAGUUUAUUUACCGCCUUGUCUGACAGCAGUCCAAACGAUAAGCACACCAUUCACUAUUCAGAAACUGCGAAGUUCAGUGGCUCGAUUGAAUCCAGUGAUGAUUUUAUGGAUGAAGACUCUGAGCCAGGUUGGCGUUCUAAUUACGAAGGUGAUUACGUAGAAGAAGACUUGUCGUUUCUUUGCACUGAGGAUCUUUUGUUAUGGGCUUAUCAGGUGGCAAAUGGCAUGAAGUUUCUUUCAGAAAAAAAGGUGCUGCACUGUGACUUGGCUGCAAGAAAUAUACUGUUAGCAGAGAACAACAUCGUCAAGAUCUGCGAUUUCGGUUUAGCCAAGACAUUGUACAAGGACGAAAACUAUAAGAAGCAAUGCGAUGGAAAGUUACCCAUAAGGUGGAUGGCCAUUGAGUCCAUCAGAGACGGAGUUUUUUCCACUAUGUCAGAUGUGUGGUCAUUUGGUGUAGUUCUAUGGGAACUUUUCACCCUUGGAGAAAUACCUUACGCAGGUGUAGGAUUCGAAGUAAUGUAUCAGAAAUUAGUCAGGGGAUACAGAAUGACUCAGCCUGCUUAUGCUACCGAUGACAUAUACAAUAUUAUGCUCCAUUGCUGGGAGGAAGAGCCAACAUUGAGACCGUCUUUUACAAUGUUGGUUGAAAGGAUUGGAAAACUUUUACAAAAUGAUAUCAAAACUCAUUUUCUAAGAAUUUAUCAUGAAUAUGAG
Copidosoma floridanum is the source of this 1029-nucleotide messenger RNA. Its product is annotated as vascular endothelial growth factor receptor 1. Lineage: Eukaryota; Metazoa; Arthropoda; Insecta; Hymenoptera; Encyrtidae. Gene Ontology annotation, molecular function: transmembrane receptor protein tyrosine kinase activity; ATP binding. Gene Ontology annotation, cellular component: plasma membrane; signaling receptor complex. Gene Ontology annotation, biological process: positive regulation of kinase activity; multicellular organism development; protein phosphorylation. The record is from RefSeq and is a predicted model, not a curated record.